Molecule: messenger RNA, 1573 nt
Organism: Triticum aestivum (bread wheat)
Lineage: Eukaryota; Viridiplantae; Streptophyta; Magnoliopsida; Poales; Poaceae
Product: putrescine hydroxycinnamoyltransferase 1
Exons: 1
Coding region: 69-1370 (433 amino acids)
Molecular function (GO): acyltransferase activity, transferring groups other than amino-acyl groups
Source: RefSeq, a predicted model, not a curated record
GCAAGAGUACUAAGCCCCCGCUUUCCGUGUUUCUUCUUCACACUUGACCUGAGCUGAACACCAGGAAAAUGAGUGUGGAACAGGACGUGAAGGUGGUGGAGUCGUGCAUGGUGACUCCCAGCGAGGAGACGCCUAGGAAAGGCUUGUGGAUUUCCCCGAUCGACCUCACGUGGGCCACCAGGGGCCACACUCCGACGGUGCACCUGUACCUUCCCGGCUCCGGUCCCGUCGAUGGCUUCUUCGACGUGCCCAGGCUCAAGGCGGCAUUGGCCAAGGCUCUGGUCGCCUUCUACCCCCUGGCCGGCCGUCUCGGCAUGGACUCCAAUGGCCGGGCAGAGAUCGAUUGCACUGGCGAGGGCGCGCUCUUUGUUGUCGCUCUCUCAGACCUCACCGUCGAAGACUUCAGCAAGUUGAAGCCGUCGCGGGAGCUAAAGAGGCUCUUCAUUCCCCGCGUCGAGGACUACUCGCCGCCCCUCAUGUGCGGCCUCCAGGUGAACUUCCUCAAGGGCGGCGGAGUGGCCAUUGGGAUGACGCUGCACCACACCUCCGCCGACGCCAUGAGCGCGUUCCACUUCUUGCAGACCUGGGCUGCUUUCUCCAGGGACGCGGCGGCAGCGGCGGCCCUGGAGCUCCCGUGCCACGAACGCACCCUCCUCCGUCCUCGCUCCCCUCCCGUCGUACACCCCGACGCUCUCACCGUGUUCUGCCCGAGGGUAGGCAAAUCCGAGCCGCCGGGAGCCGUUGAGAACGUGAUUUUCGUCCUCUCCAAAGACCAGGUCGACGCUAUCAAGCGUGCUUGCACCGGCAGAGCUGACGGUGGCCGCGUGAGCUCCUUCUGCGCCGUGAGCGCCCACGUGUGGCGGUGCCUGUGUGUUGCCCGACAACUGCCGGCGGACGCGACGACGCGCCUCACCUUCCCCGCCAACAUCCGGCGCAGCCUGAGGCCGCCGCUCCCGGACACGUACUUUGGAAACGGGAUCGUCAUGCUGGGCGCCGUCGCCAAGGUGCAGGACAUUGUCUGCUCCGACGAGCUGGCCUCUGUUGCUGGUCGGAUUAGAGACGUUAUCCGCCGGAUGGACGACGAGCUGGUGCGUUCGGUGAUCGACCACUUGGAGAUGGCCGGCAGCCAGACAUUUAUGCCUUCGGGAAGGAUGCCGGUGACUGAGCUGAAGGUGGUCAGCUGGCGAGGCAUGCCGGUGUACGACGCGGAUUUUGGCUGGGGGAAGCCGGUGGCCAUGCACCGCGCCGUGCAACCGCAUGGCGGGAUCAUCUGCCUCAUAGACGACGACGGCGGCAGCAUGCGCAUCGUCCUGUCUGCCGAGCCUGGAAUUGUCAAGGACUUCGAGCGCCUGCUACAUGCCAAGUUUUAAUCAUCUAUCUUCCCACUUUGUGUGGCGUUUCACUUGUCAUCUUCCGAUUUGUUUGUUUCCCGGCAUUUGCUGUAUUUAUUUCUAAAUUGGGCCUUGGAAUUCAAUGGUUCUAUCUGUUUGCUUGAACUUGACUUGUCUUUCGGCUGCAUGCAAUUGCAGUGCAUCUAUAUGGAAUAAAGGUGUGACAGAUAUAUUUUGUGAAA